Messenger RNA from Echinops telfairi (small Madagascar hedgehog), 1708 nucleotides. It is a transcript of the gene PTDSS2, whose product is annotated as phosphatidylserine synthase 2. Gene Ontology annotation, molecular function: L-serine-phosphatidylethanolamine phosphatidyltransferase activity. Gene Ontology annotation, biological process: phosphatidylserine biosynthetic process. Lineage: Eukaryota; Metazoa; Chordata; Mammalia; Afrosoricida; Tenrecidae. The coding region runs from base 86 to 1558 and encodes 490 amino acids. The transcript has 12 exons. The record is from RefSeq and is a predicted model, not a curated record.
ACACCGCGCCGCCGCGUUCUCCCGCCGGUGACCCGGCGUGCGUGGGGUCAGGGCACCGGGUGCAGUGGGUCGGGACCGGGGCACCAUGCGGCGGGGCGAGCGCAAGGGCGCCGGGGGCUUGCGGCCGGGGUCCCCCGUGCCCACGGGCAAGGCCUCGCUGGAGGAGCCGCCCGAGGGCCCAGGCCCCGGGCUAGCGGCGGGGGAGCGCGCCGGGUCGGGCCGCCGGAGCACCGAGUCCGAGGUCUAUGACGACGGCACCAACACCUUCUUCUGGCAAGCCCACACCCUGACCGUGCUGUUCAUCCUCACCUGCGCCCUUGGCUACGUGACCCUGCUGGAGGAGACCCCUCAGGACACGGCCUACAACACCAAGAGAGGGAUCGUGGCUAGCAUCCUGGUCUUCCUGUGCUUUGGAGUCACCCAGGCCAAAGAUGGGCCCUUUUCCAGACCUCACCCAGCUUACUGGCGAUUCUGGCUCUGCGUGAGCGUGGUCUACGAGCUCUUUCUCAUCUUCAUCCUCUUCCAGACUGUGCACGACGGCCGGCAGUUCCUCAGAUACAUCGACCCCAGGCUGGGCGUGCCACUGCCGGAGCGGGACUACGGGGGAAACUGCCUCAUCUAUGACGCGGACAACCAGACGGAUCCUUUUCACAACGUCUGGGACAAGCUGGACGGCUUUGUUCCCGCGCAUUUCCUGGGCUGGUACUUGAAGACGCUGAUGAUCCGGGACUGGUGGAUGUGCAUGAUCAUCAGCGUCAUGUUCGAGUUCCUCGAGUACAGCCUGGAGCACCAGCUGCCCAACUUCAGCGAGUGCUGGUGGGACCACUGGAUCAUGGACGUGCUUGUGUGCAACGGGCUGGGCAUCUACUGCGGCAUGAAGACCCUCGAGUGGCUGUCGCUGAAGACGUACAAGUGGCAAGGCCUCUGGAACAUCCCCACCUACAAGGGCAAGAUGAAGAGGAUCGCCUUCCAGUUCACGCCCUACAGCUGGGUCCGCUUCGAGUGGAAGCCGGCCUCGAGCCUGCGGCGCUGGUUGGCGGUGUGCGGCAUCAUGCUGGUGUUCCUGUUGGCAGAGCUGAACACGUUCUACCUGAAGUUUGUGCUGUGGCUGCCACCCGAGCACUACCUGGUCCUCCUGCGGCUGGUCUUUUUCGUCAACGUGGGCGGGGUGGCCAUGCGCGAGAUCUACGACUUCAUGGAUGACCCGAGGUUCCACCUGAAGCUGGGCCAGCAGGCGUGGCUGGUGGCGGCCAUCACCGUCACGGAGCUGCUGAUCGUGGUCAAGUAUGACCCGCACACACUCACGAUGUCGCUGCCCUUCUACAUCUCCCAAUGCUGGACACUGGGCUCCGUGCUGGUGCUCACCUGGACGGCCUGGCGCUUCUUUCUGCGAGACAUUACCCUGCGGUACAAGGAGAUCCGAAGGCAGAAGCAGGAGGGACAGGGUGACAAGGACAUGGCCGUCAGCAAUGGGGACAGACACUCGCCCGGCACUGAAGAUGACCUGCCAGGGCCUGAGGACAACCUGCAGGGGCCUAAGGAGGCUGCUCCAAACUGACAGAUGCCGGCACCGGCUUGCUCGUGCCCAUCAGCUGUGUGGCCACAGCAGCAGCAGACACUGCCCCCGACUGUGUUGUGUCAGAUGUGUCUGUUCCCAGAGCUGGUGGGAGGGGGAUAGGGUGUGUGUGGGUGUGCGUGGGUGUGGGUG